UCCUUACCUUCUCUUGUUCUGCUCUCUACUGUCACGGUCUUUCUUAGUCAAGCACCAUUCCUUUUGCUUGUACGGUUCCUGCAAGUCAGCAGCCUCACUUCUUCUCUUUCCCUAUACUCUAUUCUUCAGUGAGCAACUGUGUCUGCCAACCAUUCGCGGAGUCGAUUUUCGCUCUUUUUCACAAACAGAACUACCUUCAUUCAGCCUUGAGAGAGACGCGUUGGAGAGAACAGAGUCAGAGCUUGGAAAACGACAAGACAAACAAUAAACUUGUCAAGCCGGAUCAAAUCCUAUCAUACACACCACCAACACCUCGCACGCACCACCGCCUCAAACCAUCGAAGAUGAAGGCCGCCACUGUUGCUCUCGGCCUCCUGGCCACCCUUACCACUGCCUACUCUCCUCACCGCCGCCUGCAUUUCCGGGCCCUGAACUCGACGUCGACCCUCUCAGCCGAGGCCGAUACGUCGUCGGAUGUGUCUUCGGGGGCGUCUCUGGGCACUGGCCUGGCUGCCGCUUCAGCCACCACCUUCCCCGUCGCUUCAGCCACUGCCUUCCCCACCGCAUUGCCCUCCAGUGCUCUCAGUGCCACGAACGGAACGCUCGGAGGCAUCACCACCCUUACCGUUGUAGCAACAUCCGUCCGCACCGUCACCUCCUGUGCUGCCACCAUCACGGAUUGCCCAGCAAACGCAAAGGACAGGGCUACUCUCCCCCCUGACGCUCUCUCAACGGUGAUCGUCACUGACACCAUCAUUCUUACCACCACCACCUGUCCCGUUACUGCAGCCUCUUCAAUCUCGUCCAGUGUCAUCUCGGUCCACAAGACUGGUGGCAUUACCGGGGUGACCUUGACCGCAUCCAAGACCAAGGCUGGCGCUGCACCUGCCCACAAGACGGUGACCUCGACUGCUGUAACCACGAUCUCCACUUUCAAGGUCGUUACGUUCACCCUAGGCGGAGGCUUUGACAAGACCGGCCGUGUGGUUACGACCACCAUCUUGUCCACUUUCGAGUCCACUGCUCUCGUCACUGUGACGGUUGACCACACCGGUGCCGAGGCAUCCAGCUCUGCUAAGGCGAUUGGUGUUGGCGCUUCCAAGGAUAAGGGCACCACCACCCAGACCAAGACGACGAUCGGCACUAGGACCGUCACCCUUCAGGGUGAAAAGACCGCGACUGUCGGGGCUGGCGGCAAUGCUGGUGGCAAUGCGGGUGGCAACGCUGGCUCCGACUCCGGCUGCGCCGCUUGCGAAUGCGCCGCCCAAGUCACUGUCACCAUGCCUGCUUCGACCGUCUUCAUCACCGUUACUGAAGCUGCUCCCAAGCCAACUCUCUUUAACACCAACAAUGUUGCAACCGGCGGCGACAAGGGCUCUGGGUCUAAGGCUGGCUCCGGCUCCGGCUCCAAGUCCCCCGCCGGGUCCGGCUCUGGACCCAACGCUGGUGAUGACGCUGGUGAUGAUGAUAGCGGCGACGACUUGGAUGACAACUGUGACGACGUCGAUGACGAUGGUGAGGACGCUGGCGACGACGAGGAUGGGGCGUGCCCCCCUGAUGCUACCGUCACCGAAUCGGGAGACUCACCUACUGGUGUUGUGACCGCCGAGAGGACGGCCACCGUCGUUCCCUUCCCCGUCAAUGGCACGGCCCCCACGACGUCCUCUGGGUCUGCCAGCCCGACGGUGGACUUGAAGGCCAGGCUCGUCUGGAACUGAGAGAUGGUCAAACUGUGUGGGAGCUGUUAGAGUCUGUCGACUUCGGCAUUUCGUUUCUUCCAGCUACGCGAGCAAGCGAUUAUGAGCAUAUGAUAUCCUCCUGUCCUUGGUAGCAUGGCAUGGCCUGUAUGUAUUAAGCAAUUUUUUUGCAUCUUGUUUGGAUAGACAUCGGCAAUCAACUGGCAUGGUCCCGGCCGGGCAUUUCCAUCAUAUUGGGGUACAUUCCUGGAGCCUUUACUAGCUUUUAACGUGCACUUGGACAGAACUUGGUUCUGGAGAGAGACAAAGCCAAAAGUGGUAUGUAUGAAUAAACAUGCUCGCGCCAGGUCAUCACGAAGCACACUCAAUAAUAAGGAUUGAUC
Molecule: messenger RNA, 2080 nt
Organism: Phialemonium atrogriseum
Lineage: Eukaryota; Fungi; Ascomycota; Sordariomycetes; Cephalothecales; Cephalothecaceae
Exons: 1
Coding region: 345-1718 (457 amino acids)
Source: RefSeq, a predicted model, not a curated record